GCAGGAGGCGGAAGCGUAGCGGGGGCGGGAAGGUUGUAGAGCCGCAUGUUGGGUCUCUGUCUGCCGGUCUGUAAGUGGUCGCGCCCCCUUUGAGAGAGCAUUCUGGGUGCGAGGAGGGUCCUGGGCGCUCUGGUAGCCCGGGCGAUUGUAAAUUGCUGACCAGUUGCCACUGCACAGAGUUGAAACAAAAUAGGAAGAUAUGGCAGCAAACUCAUCAGGACAAGGUUUUCAAAACAAGAACAGAGUUGCAAUCUUGGCAGAAUUGGACAAAGAGAAAAGAAAAUUACUCAUGCAGAACCAGUCUUCAGCAAAUCAUCCUGGAGCCAGCACGCACAUGCACACUCAUCUGGAUACUUCAUCACUCAAGACUCUGCAUUUGGGAAUCUUAUUCUUCCCGUCUUACCUCGCCUUGACCCAGAGUGAAGAAAAUAUUUGUAGCAAAAGCAACUAUAAAACCAAAUGCCAAAGCUACUAUCAUUUAGUGCUAUACAAACAGUGACUUACAGAAUUUUGGUGAACUUUUAUACUUUUUGCUUCUUUAAAAUAAAGGUAUGUGUGAUUCAAAGCAGAAGAGGAGGGUCGCCAGGAGGACGCGAGCUUUGGGAACUGUUCUCCACGAGGAACUGAUGAUGCUCCUUGUCACUGUUUUGUCACACAAAACAGUUUGGUUUUAGCUCCAAGUCAGCCUCUGGAUUGGAUGGUGGCAUACAUUCGCCCCGCACCCCCACCUGGGUGGGCCGGAUAUAUCACUGUCUGCAACAGACUUUCACGAACCGUUUGUAGUACUUAAAAAAAAUGAGGGUGCUUUUAAAAAUGUGAACCAAUGGGCUUAAAUAAGUUACAUUUAUAUUUGCUGUUUAUAGGAUUGCUAUCAGUGUAUCUUUUGUGUUUAUAGUCAACAUGUCAUCCUGAAAUCUUCUUUAACUCAUGAUUAUCUCCCUAAUUUUCCAUUUUCAAAGAAAAUCUCAGAUAAGACUAAGUUACCAACAAGUCUUAAACAUCUUUUAUAAACUAUGCCACAAUAAAUUAUGUGACUAAAGGCCAUUAGAAACAGUGAUAAGAAACGUGGUUUUAAAAUCUGUACGUCCUCUUAUUACUACACGUGUGGUGUGCCAGCGUUGUAUUGUCCAUUUUUGUUAUAAUUUAAGAAUGUAUGCAAGUCAAGCCCCUUUUUAAUUACUUUAAGGAGUUAGGAUAAGCAAGUUUCUCAGUAUGACUCAGCUUUAACAAUCUGGGGUGCCUGUUGAAAAAGGCAGUGCCUCCUACCUUAUUCCAGUCCUACAGAAUUAGAGCCUCCAAUUCAGAAGAGUCUGAAAACCAUAGGUAGGGGAAUUCAGUUUUCAUUACACACACACACACACACACACACACACACGUGUAUACAUAUGUAUGUAGGUAGGUAUAUAUACAUAUGUAUGUAUAUGCAUAUGUGUGUAUGUGUGUGUAUAAAGUCAUAGAUUUCUAUGUCCAUGAAACUUAGAGGUCACUUAGCUAAAAUCUAUGUGGGUUUUUUUUUUUUUUAACCUUUCAUAGGAUUGAAAUUAUAUUUUCUGCUAUAUCGCAAAUACAGUAUUUUAUAACUACUUGUAACUGACUUCAUAUUAGCCUUGAGUCCCCAUUGUCUCUGGUGGUAGGAACUGAAACUUAAAAUUCCUGUUUGGGUGAGUAUUUAAUUGAAGUUCGUCUUCCUUUCAGAGGAUUUCUUUCCCUCCUUCCCGAGGUAUUUGCAACAAUCGCAUAAGCCCUGUGUUAACCCAAACUAAUUAAAGCAGGAGGGGACACUUCUAGA
Suricata suricatta (meerkat) is the source of this 1789-nucleotide messenger RNA. RefSeq names its product INTS3 and NABP interacting protein (gene INIP). The record is from RefSeq and is a predicted model, not a curated record. The coding region runs from base 200 to 499 and encodes 99 amino acids. Gene Ontology annotation, biological process: DNA repair. The transcript is spliced from 4 exons. Gene Ontology annotation, cellular component: SOSS complex; nucleoplasm; nucleus. NCBI's taxonomy places the organism in Eukaryota, Metazoa, Chordata, Mammalia, Carnivora, Herpestidae.